Messenger RNA from Fukomys damarensis (Damara mole-rat), 5703 nucleotides. RefSeq names its product zinc finger CCCH-type containing 4 (gene Zc3h4). Lineage: Eukaryota; Metazoa; Chordata; Mammalia; Rodentia; Bathyergidae. Gene Ontology annotation, biological process: negative regulation of DNA-templated transcription. Gene Ontology annotation, molecular function: RNA binding; metal ion binding. Gene Ontology annotation, cellular component: nucleus. The record is from RefSeq and is a predicted model, not a curated record.
UUCGCUCACCCAUUCCUGACCAUACUUUGCCUUUUAAAAGAAAUGCCACCCACAUUCAGAGACACAAGUGCAGCAGUUUGGGAAGAUGGUGAGUUGGAAGAAGGUGAACUGGAAGAUGAUGGGGCGGAGGAGACCCAGGACACUCCAGGAGGGCAAGAGAGAAGCCGGAAAGAAAAGGGGGAGAAGCACCAUAGUGACUCAGACGAGGAGAAGUCUCACAGGAGGUUGAAGCGGAAACGGAAAAAAGAGCGGGAGAAGGAGAAGAGGAGGUCAAAGAAGAGGAGGAAAUCCAAACACAAACGCCAUGCUUCUUCCAGCGACGACUUCUCCGACUUCUCGGAUGACUCGGAUUUCAGCCCUAGUGAGAAGGGGCACCGCAAGUACCGGGAGUACAGCCCCCCGUAUGCACCGUCCCACCAGCAGUACCCCCCAUCACAUAGCACGUCCCUGCCCAAGAAGUCCUACUCCAAGAUGGACAGCAAGGGCUACAGCAUGUACGAAGACUAUGAGAACGAGCAGUACGGAGAGUACGAGGGGGACGAGGAGGAGGACAUCGGCAAGGAUGACUACGAUGACUUCACCAAAGAGCUGAACCAGUACCGCCGCUCCAAGGAGGGCAGCAGCCGAAGCCGAGGCAGCCGAGGCCGGGGCAGGGGUUAUAGAGGCCGAGGAAGCCGAGGAGGAUCUCGAGGCCGAGGUGUCGGCAGGGGCAGCCGAGGCCGAGGCCGAGGCUCCGUGGGAGGAGACCACCCAGAGGACGAGGAGGAUUUCUACGAGGAGGAGAUGGAGUAUGGAGAAGGCGAGGAGCCAAUGGGAGACGAUGACUACGAUGAAUACUCCAAGGAGCUGAACCAGUACCGCAGGUCCAAGGAUGGCCGAGGCCGAGGGUUAAGUCGAGGCCGUGGCCGGGGUUCCCGGGGCCGAGGGAAAGGGAUGGGCCGGGGCCGUGGCCGAGGUGGCAGCCGAGGAGGGAUGAACAAGGGUGGAAUGAACGAUGACGAAGACUUCUAUGAUGAUGACAUGGGCGAUGGCGGUGGGGGCAGCUACCGGAGGAGUGACCAUGACAAGCCCCACCAGCAGUCUGACAAGAAGGGCAAAGUCAUCUGCAAGUACUUCGUGGAAGGGCGGUGCACAUGGGGAGACCACUGUAAUUUUAGCCAUGACAUCGAACUGCCAAAGAAGCGAGAGCUGUGCAAGUUCUACAUCACGGGGUUCUGCGCCCGAGCUGAGCACUGCCCCUACAUGCACGGUGAUUUUCCGUGUAAGCUGUACCACACCACUGGGAACUGCAUCAAUGGGGAUGACUGUAUGUUCUCCCACGACCCUCUGACUGAGGAGACGCGAGAGCUCCUGGAUAAGAUGUUGGCUGAUGAUGCAGAAGCAGGUGCUGAAGACGAGAAGGAGGUUGAGGAACUGAAGAAGCAGGGCAUCAACCCCCUACCCAAACCACCGCCUGGUGUGGGCCUUCUGCCCACCCCACCUCGGCCCCCUGGGCCCCAGGCCCCCACGUCUCCCAAUGGCAGGCCCAUGCAGGGUGGCCCUCCACCGCCCCCUCCUGCCGGGCCCCCUCAGAUGCCCAUGCCGGUGCACGAGCCACUGUCUCCACAGCAGCUGCAACAGCAGCAGGACAUGUACAACAAGAAGAUCCCUUCCCUGUUCGAGAUCGUUGUGCGGCCCACCGGACAGCUGGCUGAGAAGCUGGGUGUGAGGUUCCCUGGACCUGGUGGACCCCCAGGGCCAAUGGGUCCUGGGCCCAACAUGGGACCCCCAGGGCCAAUGGGGGGCCCCAUGCACCCCGACAUGCAUCCAGACAUGCACCCAGACAUGCACCCUGAUAUGCAUCCGGACAUGCACCCUGAUAUGCCGAUGGGCCCUGGCAUGAAUCCUGGCCCCCCCGUGGGUCCCAGCGGCCCUCCCAUGAUGCCCUAUGGUCCUGGAGACUCCCCACAUUCUGGAAUGAUGCCCCCCAUCCCACCAGCCCAGAACUUUUAUGAAAACUUCUACCAGCAGCAGGAGGGCAUGGAGAUGGAACCAAGCCUCCUCGGGGAUGCAGAGGACUACGGGCACUACGAAGAGCUGCCGGGGCAGCCGGGGGAGCCCCUCUUCCCCGAGCACCCUCUGGAGCCAGACAGCUUCUCUGAGGGAGGGCCCCCAGGCCGACCGAAGCUGGGCAGUGGUGUCCCCGACUUCCUGCCCUCGACCCAGAGGGCUCUCUACCUGAGGAUCCAGCAGAAGCAACAGGAGGAGGAGGAGAGAGCGAGGAGGCUGGCAGAGAGCAGCAAGCAGGACCGGGAGAAUGAGGAAGGUGAUACCGGAAACUGGUACUCAAGUGAUGAGGAUGAAGGUGGGAGCAGUGUCACCUCCAUCCUCAAGACCCUGAGGCAGCAGACAUCUAGCCGACCCCCGGCUUCAGUUGGGGAGCUGAGCAGCAGUGGGCUGGGGGACCCCCGCCUCCAGAAGGUGCACGCUACUGGAGGCCGACUGGCUGACCCCCGCCUCAGCCGGGACCCCAGACUCUCCCGCCAUGCUGAGGCUUCCAGCGGCUCGGGCCCAGGAGACACCGGGCCCUCUGACCCCCGUCUGGCUCGCUCCCUGCCAGCUUCAAAGCCUGAGGGUAGCCUUCAUUCCAGCCCCGCAGGCCCCAGCAGCUCCAAGGGCUCUGGCCCUCCCUCUCAGGAAGAGGAGGAGGGAGAGCGGGCCCUGCGGGAGAAGGCUGUGAAUAUUCCCCUGGAUCCCCUUCCUGGGCACCCACUGCGGGACCCCAGGUCACAGCUGCAGCAGUUCAGCCACAUCAAGAAGGAUGUGACCCUGAGCAAGCCCAGCUUUGCCCGCACCGUGCUCUGGAACCCCGAGGACCUGAUCCCUCUGCCCGUCCCCAAGCAGGACAUGGUGCCCCCUGUACCUGCUGCCCUGCAGUCCAUGCCUGCCUUGGACCCCCGGCUGCACCGUUCCAGCCCUGCAGGGCCCCCCAGUGCCCGCCAGCGCCCAGGCACCUCCACAGACCCCAGCACCUCCGGCUCUAACCUGCCCGACUUUGAACUCCUCUCUCGCAUCCUCAAGACUGUUAAUGUUCCUGGCCCCUCUGCAGCUCCCAGCCCAAGUGACAAGCCCAGUGACCCCAGGGUGCGGAAGGCCCCUACUGACCCUCGACUGCAGAAACCAGCAGACUCAGUGGCCUCCUCGCGUGCUGCCAAGCCCAGCCCUCCCGAAGGGUCCUCUCCAGCCUCCAGCCCCAGUGGAGGGUCCUCGCCACCAGCCACAGCUCCCUACGACCCCCGAGUGCUGGCGGCCGGCGGGCUCGGCCAGGGCAGUGGCAGUGGGCAGAGCAGUGUGCUAAGUGGCAUCAGCCUCUAUGACCCGAGGACUCCCAACGCAGGUGGCAAAGCCGGGGAGCUGGCUGCAGAUGCACCUGCCCAGCCCAAGGGCCCUGAGGGCAACGGCAAGAAUGCCGUCUCUAAGGCCAAGGAGCCCCCAUUUGUCCGCAAGUCCGCAUUGGAGCAGCCAGAAGCAGGGAAAGCUGGUGCAGAUGGGGGCACAGCCCCGGCCACGGACAGAUACAACAGCUACAACCGGCCCCGGCCCAAGUCCGCCACAGCCUCCACCGCUGCCACCGUCACUACGCCUGCGGAGGGUGCCCCGCCCCAGCCUGGGGUGCACAACCUGCCAGUGCCUGCGCUCUUCGGGACUGCAAAGCCAGCACCCAAAACGGGCUCAGGAAGCCCUUUUGCUGGCAACAGCCCGGCCCGAGAGGGCGAGCAGGACGCGGGGUCCCUGAAAGAUGUUUUUAAAGGCUUCGACCCCACAGCCUCCCCCUUUUGCCAGUAGUGUUAGCCAGAACCAGUGCUCCUGCCACCCCACCUCUUCCAAGGUGAUAUUUAAGGGCAGCAAUCAGAGUUGGGAUUAGGGGGAUGGGGAAGGGGCUGGAUGGUUUUUUUUCCUUUUCUUUUUCCUUGUUUUUGGUGGGGUUUUUUUGUGUGUGGUUUUUUUGUUUUCUUUUCUUUUCUCCCUCUCCCCAAAUAGUAUUUCCUCUGAGACAUAAAUAGUACAUAACCAUCUUAGGUGGGUUCUGGUCAGUGCUGCAGGGCUCCUAGAAUCUCCGAGGUACUGGGCCUGAGCCACAGUGGGUGCUCUGGAGCCUGGGCCUCCCUGGAUGCAGUGCAGGGAGGGCUUCUGGGCAAAGCUUGGGGCUCUCCUCAGGACAAAGGGAACAGUAAGUGUCUGAGAAGGGACUGAAGGUCACUCAUCCCGCACUGCUGGGUGAGGAGAAAACGGAGCCCGGUCCUGGCGGGACCUGUGAGGAAGCCAGGGCUCUUCAGUGUGAAGCCCAUGCCAGCUGCUUCAGAAGGGAAAAAUUAAAGGUAUCAAAGGAGGUGGCUGAGAAUUCUCAGUGGCACCCUGGUGCCCAUUCCCUGGGCCCACUCUUGUCUCUGAAUUACCACUCGAGCCCCUCUGUCCCUGUCCCCAGCCCCCAGUUGUGCCCCGAAUCGGGGCCCUCCAGCCUGCACAGGAGCCUCAGGGUGAAGGCAGCUCUGGAGGCAGCAGGCCUGUGGGGACAGUAGCCCCUGAUGAGCCGCCUCAGGACCCAGGAGCACGUUUUCUGUCAGUAUUACCCAUCCUGCCCCACACCGGGAUCUGCCCCGGCCCCCCGAAGCCGCAGCGCCCUGUGUGCAUGCACUGCUGGCCUCCACCCUGACAGCAGCCCCACAGGCUCCCCUUGGGAACCCCGGGUGGCCCUUUCACACAGUGUUUGCGCUCUCUGCUUGCUUUGUUCCUCAAGCCGCUAGGACACGAGGUACUGGUGUUUGGUUUUCCUCUCCCAGGCCAGCAAGUGUCGGGUUUAGGGUUUGUAUGCACUUCCCAAGAGGUGGAUAGGGCAGGAGACUGUCGCUGGGGCAAGGAGGGGCCGAGGACCCCACUGGGGAUGGAGGACUGAAGGUUCACCUGAGCCCGACAGAGCCGUCAUGGCUGCAGCGGCCCCUUUCCCCUACUCCCACCCCGCCUGAGGACUGGCCUGGUCAUACGGUCCCCGGGGAGGCCCCACCUGGGAGUAUGGCUGGGUUACUCCAGGGAGCCCAGCAAGGCCUGGGCGGCACUGGCCCCAGAAGUACGCACUUCCUAAAAGGUCUGGGUACUUGGGGUCCCUCUUCUGCUUGUUUCUCCUGGCCUCACUGUCAGUGUUGCCACACUGAGGACCCAGACUCAUCUGUUCACAGGUCUGGUCAUCCAGACCUGAGGGACCCUCUCUGUCCCAAGUGGAGUACGCACAAGGCUUCUGGGCCACCCACAACCCAGAGAGAAGAAAUAACUCGAUUUGGGGGCAGGAGACAGGGUGGGAGUGGCCAGGCCAGGUACCCUGCAAGGCCAGAUAGCGCUGGGGUCCGCAGGCUGAGGUCUGGCCAUCCUGGCUGGCUGCCUCCCUCUUGUGUUGUUUCUAAAGCAUCCAUCAGUGAGAUUUGUCUUCAGCCGCAGAGCUGGCCUUGAAGCAGAGGGCUACGGCUCGUGUGUACGAGAUGAGGAAGGAUACGCAGCGUGGCAGUGUUUUGGGUCCCCCCCCCACUUCUGAGAACUUUCUUUUGUAAAGGAAAACGUAAAUGCUUUUUUUAAAACUAAAAUCUGUGGAUGAAAUAGAAGCUGAAGUGCUCCUCUUGGAAUGUUCAGCAUCAGAACCUCAUGGAACUAUGAAUUCAUCCAGAAUUCCCUUUU